Molecule: messenger RNA, 8706 nt
Organism: Miniopterus natalensis
Lineage: Eukaryota; Metazoa; Chordata; Mammalia; Chiroptera; Miniopteridae
Source: RefSeq, a predicted model, not a curated record
AAAAGAAGCUAAGGUAAGUGAUAGGAAAAGCCUCAACUCUCAGAAUGUACUACUUGGAUGUUUGCUUUCUAAGAUUCUUCUAUCAUAAAGCAAUACUAAUAUCCAUAGUUACCAUUUAUUGAUCACUUGAUACAUGUAUCAGAAUCUGAGUAUUUUAAGUUCUUUAUGUAAUUCUCAUAUAGUUCUUACAACCCCCUGAGGUAUUUUUUAUGUCUGUUUUAGGAUGAGGCUCUCCGAUGAGUGGACUAGUGUGUCUGUAUCCAAAGUUUGUAAUCUUUACUAUACUGCUUUAUUUUCUACUUACUUGAAAUUUGUCAUUUUAUGACAUUUCUCUACCAUAUUAUACAUGAUUUCAUCUUUUCUGGGCAGUAGCCAGAGGUUUUCUCCUCUGUGUUGGGCAGAAUUCCAGAAAUCAUUCCUGGAAGAGAAAACUGAAGGCAUUUGGUGUUUUAUAGCAUGACAUUAAGUCAUAAGUGUGUGUGUAUGUUUUAAAUUCCAGAAAACUGUAGUAGCUGUGUUGGCAUCAUUUAAUUAUAUUUUAAUUUCUUGAGUCCAGGAGAUUUUAUAUUAGUGCCACAAAUUAUUUGAUGGCAGACUUAUUCUUGUUUUUCAAUAGUGUUUCACUUUAUUUUCCUUUGUGCUUAUAACCAAAAAGAUUAUCUGUGUCUAGUAAUACAAUAUUUUCUUCAGAGAACUUUUAAAAUGUUAUGGGAUUUUAUGUAAAACCUUCUUAUAUACAGGUAUACCUCAGAGAUAUUGCAGGAUCGUUUCCAGACCACCACAGUAGAGCAAAUUGUAAUCUUUUUGCUGGUAGAGAUUCUUGCCUUCAAUUUGUAAAAAAUUCAACAUUUGUGACACGCAGUAAAGCAAAGUGCAAUCAAACAAGGAUCAAAAUACUUGCUGAACAGAGGAGUCAGAGACCAAUAAAAGUAAACUCCUACUUGAACGUCAUUUGACUGGUUAGCCAGUUGCUGAUGUAUAUUCACGAUGAGCGGAUUAGGAGAAAACUCCUUGGAUCCACUGGUCCCUGAUUCACGAAAACGCAAAUUGCCAUGUGAUACCCCGGGACAAGGUCUUACCUGCAGUGGUGAAAAGUGGAGACGGGAGCAGGAGAGUAAAUAUAUUGAAGAAUUGGCUGAACUGAUAUCUGCUAAUCUUAGUGAUAUUGACAAUUUCAAUGUCAAACCAGAUAAAUGUGCAAUUUUGAAGGAAACAGUAAGACAGAUACGUCAAAUAAAAGAGCAAGGAAAAGCUAUUUCCAAUGAUGAUGAUGUUCAGAAAGCUGAUGUAUCUUCUACAGGACAGGGGGUUAUUGAUAAAGACUCCUUAGGACCACUUUUACUUCAGGCAUUGGAUGGUUUCCUGUUUGUGGUGAAUCGUGAUGGAAACAUUGUAUUUGUGUCAGAAAAUGUCACACAAUACCUGCAAUAUAAGCAAGAGGACCUGGUUAACACAAGUGUUUACAAUAUCUUGCAUGAAGAAGACAGAAAGGAUUUCCUUAAAAACUUACCAAAAUCUACAGUUAAUGGAGUAGCUUGGACAAAUGAGACCCAGAGACAAAAAAGCCAUACAUUUAACUGCCGUAUGUUGAUGAAAACAUCACAUGAUAUUGUGGAAGACAUGAACACUAGUCCUGAAAUGCGCCAGAGAUAUGAAACCAUGCAGUGCUUUGCCCUGUCUCAGCCACGAGCUAUGAUGGAGGAAGGGGAAGAUUUGCAAUCCUGCAUGAUCUGUGUGGCACGCCGCAUUACUACAGGAGAAAGAGCAUUUCCGUCAAACCCUGAGAGCUUUAUUACUAGACAUGAUCUUUCAGUUGCAGGGGCAAUAUCAUCAGAUAUGAACAAUUUUACUGGAAAACUUGUCAAUAUAGAUACAAAUUCACUGCGAUCCUCUAUGAGACCUGGCUUUGAAGAUAUAAUUCGAAGGUGUAUCCAGAGAUUUUUUAGUCUUAAUGAUGGGCAGUCAUGGUCCCAGAAACGUCACUAUCAAGAAGCUUAUAUUCAUGGCCAUGCAGAAACGCCAGUGUAUCGAUUCUCUUUGGCUGAUGGAACUAUAGUGACUGCACAAACAAAAAGUAAACUCUUCCGAAAUCCUGUAACAAAUGAUCGUCAUGGUUUUGUUUCAACCCACUUUCUUCAGAGGGAACAGAAUGGGUAUAGACCGAACCCAAAUCCUGUUGGACAAGGCAUUAGACCUCCAGCGGCUGGAUGUAAUAACUCGGUAGGUGGCAUGAGCAUGUCACCGAACCAAGGCUUACCGAUGCUGAACAGCAGGACCUAUGGCUUGGCUGACCCCAGUACCACAGGGCAAAUGAGUGGAGCUAGAUAUGGGGCUUCCAGUAACAUAGCUUCAAUGAACCCUGGGCCAGCCAUCCAGUCACCAUCUUCCUACCAGAACAACACCUAUGGUCUCAGCAUGAGUAGCCCCCCACAUGGGAGUCCUGGUCUUGGCUCCAACCAGCAGAAUAUCAUGAUUUCUCCUCGUAAUCGUGGAAGUCCAAAGAUGGCCUCACAUCAGUUUUCUCCUGUAGCAGGUGUGCACUCUCCCAUGGGAUCUUCUGGCAGUACUGGGAGCCACAGCUUUUCCAGCAGCUCUCUCAGUGCCCUUCAAGCUAUCAGUGAGGGUGUGGGGACGUCUCUUUUAUCUACUCUGUCUUCACCAGGCCCCAAAUUGGACAACUCUCCCAAUAUGAAUAUAACUCAACCAAAUAAAGUGAACAGUCAGGAUUCUAAGAGUCCCUUAGGCUUGUAUUGUGACCAGAAUCCUGUGGAGAGUUCAAUGUGUCAGUCAAAUAGGGAUCACCUCAAUGACAAAGAUAGUAAGGAGAGCAAUGUCGAAGGGUCAGAGAAUCAACGGGGUCCUCUGGAAAGCAAAGGUCAUAAAAAAUUACUUCAGUUACUUACCUGUUCUUCUGAUGACCGGGGUCAUUCCUCUUUGACCAACUCCCCACUGGAUCCAAGUUGUAAAGAUUCUUCCGUUAGUGUCACCAGCCCCUCUGGGGUCUCCUCUUCAACAUCAGGAGGAGUGUCCUCUACAUCCAAUAUGCAUGGGUCACUGCUGCAAGAGAAGCACCGGAUUUUGCACAAGUUGCUGCAGAACGGGAAUUCACCAGCUGAAGUGGCCAAGAUUACUGCAGAAGCCACUGGGAAAGACACUAGUAGUACAACAUUCUGUGUGGAAGGAAACGUCAAGCAGGAGCAACUAAGUCCUAAGAAGAAGGAAAAUAAUGCCCUACUCAGAUACCUGCUGGACAGGGAUGAUCCUAGUGAUACUCUCUCUAAAGAAGUACAGCCCAAAGUGGAGGGAGUGGAUAACAAAAUGAGUCAGUGCAGCAGCUCCACAGUGCCUAGCUCAAGCCAAGAAAAAGAUGCUAAAAUUAAGACAGAAACAAAUGAAGAGGGAUCUGGAGAUUUGGAUAAUCUAGAUGCUAUUCUUGGGGAUCUGUCUAGUUCUGACUUUUACAAUAAUUCCAUAUCCACAAAUGGUAGUAAUCUGGGAACCAAGCAACAAAUGUUUCAAGGAACUAAUCCUCUGGGUUUGAGGAGUCCACAGUCUGUGCAGUCCAUUCGUCCUCCAUACAACCGAACAGUGUCUCUAGAUAGCCCUGUUUCUGUUGGCUCAAGUCCUCCAGUAAAGAAUAUCAGUGCUUUCCCCAUGUUACCAAAGCAACCAAUGUUGGGUGGGAAUCCAAGAAUGAUGGAUAGUCAGGAAAAUUAUGGUUCAAAUAUGGGUGGACCAAACAGAAACAUGACUGUGAAUCAGACUCCUUCCUCGGGAGACUGGGGCUUACCAAACUCAAAGGCCAGCAGAAUGGAACCUAUGAGUUCAAACUCCAUGGGAAGACCAGGAGCGGAUUAUAAUUCUGCUUUACCUAGACCUACAAUGGGUGGCUCGAUGCCCACCUUGCCUCUUCGGUCCAAUAGCAUUCCAGGUUCAAGACCAAUGUUACAGCAGCAGCAGCAGCAACAGCAGCAGCAGCAGCAGAUGCUUCAAAUGCGGCCUGGUGAAAUUCCCAUGGGAAUGGGGGUCAGUCCUUAUGGCCCAGCAGCACCAUCUAACCAAUCAGGUUCCUGGCCAGAUGGCAUGUUGUCCAUGGAACAAGGCCCUCAUGGGACUCAAAAUAGGCCACUUCUUAGAAAUUCCCUGGAUGAUCUUCUUGGGCCACCUUCAAACCUAGAAGGACAGAAUGAUGAAAGAGCAUUGUUGGACCAAUUGCACACACUCUUGAGCAACACCGAUGCCACAGGCUUAGAAGAAAUUGACAGAGCUCUGGGCAUCCCUGAACUUGUAAAUCAAGGACAAGCUUUGGAGCCCAAACAGGAUGUUUUCCAAGGACAAGAAGCAUCAGUAAUAAUGGAUCAGAAGGCAGCAUUAUAUGGGCAGACGUAUCCAGCACAGGGGCCUCCAAUGCAAGGAGGCUUUAAUCUUCAGGGACAAUCACCAUCUUUUAACUCUAUGAUGAGUCAGAUGAACCAGCAAGGCAGUUUUCCUCUCCAGGGAAUGCACCCUAGGGCCAACAUCAUGAGACCUCGGACAAACACCCCCAAGCAACUUAGAAUGCAGCUUCAGCAGAGGCUGCAGGGCCAACAGUUUUUGAAUCAGAGCCGGCAGGCACUUGAAAUGAAAAUGGAAAACCCCACUGCUGGUGGAGCUGCAGUGAUGAGGCCCAUGAUGCAGCCCCAGGUGAACUCCCAGCAGGGUUUUCUUAAUGCCCAGAUGGUUGCCCAGCGCAGCAGGGAGCUGCUAAGUCAUCACUUUCGACAGCAGAGGGUGGCAGCGAUGAUGAUGCAGCAGCAGCAGCAGCAACAGCAGCAGCAGACCCAGGCCUUCAGCCCACCCCCUAAUGUGACUACCUCCCCCAGCAUGGAUGGGGUUUUGGCAGGGCCUGCCAUGCCACAGGCGCCACCCCAGCAGUUUCCAUAUCCACCAAAUUAUGGGAUGGGACAACAGCCAGAUCCAGCCUUUGGUCGAGUGUCCAGUCCUCCCAAUGCAAUGAUGUCAUCAAGAAUGGGUCCCUCCCAGAAUCCUAUGAUGCAGCACCCUCAGACUGCACCUAUGUAUCAGUCCUCGGAAAUGAAGGGCUGGCCAUCAGGAAACUUGGCCAGGAACAGCUCCUUUCCCCAGCAGCAGUUUGCCCACCAGGGGAAUCCUGUUGCAGCAUAUAGUAUGGUGCACAUGAAUGGCAGCAGCGGUCCCAUGGGACAGAUGAACAUGAACUCCAUGCCCAUGUCUGGCAUGCCCAUGGGCCCUGAUCAGAAAUACUGCUGACAUCUCUACACCAGGACCUCCAAAGAAAUCACUGUACAAAUGGCACCGCACUAGGAUUAUCGGGAGUAAGGAAUCAUUGUUCUAGGCAGCCAGCUUUGAAGAAAGGACCAGCUUUCAUCUCCACAAGGGUAUUCCAAGUGAUGUCAUUUGAGUAGGACUGGAUUUUAAGCUGAAGUGUGAUAGCUACCUUUUCUUUUUCCCCCCUCCUAUGUAUCAUGGUGUUCAAAACAAAUAGUUUUGGCGUUCUGCUUCUUAGAGAUAUGGUUCUGGAGGGACCGGAGUGUUACUGAUUGCAAAACUCUCCCGUGUCCCUUCUGUCUGCCUGGCUAUUCAGCCUUUCAAGUAUAUAUAAGUGGUCCAGAGAACAUUGGAGAAACCACGAGCGAUGAGAGCAUCUGGUUUCUCUAGUUGCAGCAGCAUUGGAGGAAGAGCGUAGUCCCAGCCCUCAUUUGUUUCUGUCACCACCAGGCAGUUCUGCCCCAUAGGGUUGGCAUUUGAGUCUUCCUCGAAUGAUAGUGUUGAGUUGCUCCAGCCCUAUUCUCAGUUGUCCUAGGCUUUAGCUGGAUUUUCACUUGUUCCUAAUGUUUUGUCACACUUCACCUCCAGGAAUUCUCCUUGAUAUCAAAUGGCCUUGUAGAGGGGGAAAUGAGAUGACAGUAUUUAAUGCAGCAGUAGCAAUUUCUCACAUGCUAACGUGCCGCCGAGUGCACUUUAUUUAAAAAGUAGUGGAUAAAUGCAAUAUUCUUGAGGUCUUGAGGAAUGGUGAACCACAUUCCUGGUUUUUGUCUAAGCUGUUGGAUAAGAACUAUGAUUUUGUUGAAAGUACUGGUGUCACCCUUUGCCUAUAUGGUAGAGCAAUAAUGCUUUUUGAAAAUAAACUGCAGAAAACCCAAGGCCAGGUACUGCAUUCUGAAUCAGAAUCUCGCAGUUUGUGAAUAGAUUUGCUUUUGUAAAUAUAACCUUUAAGAUAUUAUAUUAUGUAAAAUAUGUAUAUACCUUUUUUGUAGGUCACAACAACUCAUUUUUACGGAGUUUGUGAAGCUAAAUAUUUAACAUAGUUGAUUUCAGUAAGCUCAGUGUGGUGAGGUUACAAACAGAAGAGACAUCCCCUGAAUUUUGUGGCCUGGGGGAGAGGACAGCAAUCCAAAGCUUUUCCUUCCCUCUAGCCUUAGAUGCCUCACUCUUUUCAGUCCCUUAAUCUAAAAGCUUUUUAAAGAGAUCAUUUGUUUAGAUGUAGGCAUUUAAAUUUUUUUAAAAAAUUCUUCUACCAAAACUAAGCACUUUGUUAAUUUUGGGGGAAAGAAUAGACAUGGGGAAAUAAGCUUUUAAAAAAAGGUAUCAAGAAUUAAAAAAUAUCAAGCAAUUUGAUUUUAAAAAGAAUCUUGCAUUUUAAGCUGCCCAUAAAUAAAACAAAAGCAAUUCAUGUUUUGUUUUUUGUUUUUAAAUUGAAUAUGGCAUCUUUUUGUCCACUUUGAGGAUUGUGCUAAGGUUUUGGUUACCAGGACCUAAAUCCCAAUUGAGCUCUCAGGAGUAGAAUCCUUGAUGUGUGGUUUCUAAUGUCUGCUCAGCUGUCUUGCCAUUUACUAACAUGAUGUUUUCACCAUCCCUGAGAAUAAGAGAUGUCCUGGUUAUUUCGUAAAGACUCAGCCCCAAGAAGUCACUUUUGUGUGAUUCAGAGCUGUAGUCUGAGCGCCUUUGCACUCCCUCCCUCUGCUACCUACCCCUGCCCUUGUCAGCUGUUGCCACUCCCUGACACUUAUUCUGGUCGGUUGGGAAUAGGGAAAAAAAAAAAAAAAAAAAAAUCAAAUUUAAUUCCUUGUAUCUAGUUUACUUUUAUUAAGUUCAAACAAUUGAAUGAAAUUGGGUUUUUGGAAUAUCUAUGAAUCUCAAAUGUCUCUGCUAGCCUUGGUGUCAUUUCCUAGCAAUAACUGAGAGCCAGUUAAUUUUUAUUUCACACACGUUUAGCUAAUCUUUCUAGGUGCCUCUGAAGGUAAGAUCAUUUCAUUUCUUUGACUUGCUUAUGAAUAAGUGAAACCUGUAUUUCUAGAACCACCAUUAGAGUGGAUUUGAGUCCAACACCUCAUCCCAUCUAAGAUUGUAAAUCCAUCAACUUCCAUCAUAGUGGCCUGUACUUUUCAGAUAACAUAUCGUCCUGUCUGGAGAUGGAGACAUAAGAAAGAGUCUCUGUCUUUUUAGACACAGUUGUGUUAGGUGUGUCUGAACCUUGUUUCAGUCGUGUGUGCAUGGGGAGAAAUAGAAUGGUGCUCUUACCUUUUUCACUUUUAAAAAUUAAGAACAAAACAAAAAGUUUUGUGAUUCUUUUCCUUAGUCCUGGCUCCAGGCUAACUGGAAGGCAGCACCCCUUUUUUAUAUUUAAAAAAAUGAAGUUUAUUAUAAGUUUUUAUAUUUUCUACUUGUUCAUUUUAUUGGUGCAAACUUAAGAUUUUGAUUUUCUUUUAAUAGCUGCAGUCUUUGAGAUAAUUUGUUGUUUUUAACUUUUAUUGCUCUUUUAUCUUUUUUGGAUAAUUCUUUGUACUCCUGCUGCCUACCUCUCCUCGCCCUCCUCCCUCCUCUUUUUUAAACCUUGGUAUCUGUUGGGUGAACAGUAUAAGUAAUCUUUUCAUCUGCUUUUAGAAUGUGAGAUAUUUCCAGUAUACCUACUUUCUUGCUGAAUCCAAAGAUAAAUAUAUAUAUUUUUAAAAGAUCAAAAUGAUAUGAAGGAGAUACAUGUUUCUUCCUUUAGAAAAGCAAAUAGAAAUUGUUAAUGUUCAUGUUAUGAUGCCACUUUUCUAAAUUGUGCAUCUUGAUGGAAAGGUGUAAAUAUCAAUCAACAGGACUGCUUAAUCCUAUUUACUCUCUGAGGUGAGUUGGGGGUAUAGGGUGAGGUGCUGUAGAACACCAUUGGCUUGCUGUCCUAGAAAUUCUUUGGUCCAGAGAUAGAUACAGCUGGAAAGUAAGAGAAUGCAUUGCCAGUUACCCAUAUGCCUGUCCAGUUCCCUUUUUAUUUGUAGAAGCCAUGAGUUUGUUCACAAGUGGGAAAUGCAUAGGAGCAAAACCUCUAGGAUAGAUGAGAUUUCCUCCUGCCACAGCAGAGUGGGAGCUGCUUUUCAGCCCCAAGGCAAACUGUUUAAUAUGAGUAGGGUGUUCUUUUUCCCCCUUCUUUCUCUUUCCAAUGUGUGGAAUUUUGAAGAAGAUGGAAAUGUCAUUCUGAGAGCAAUAUUUAAAUUCUCAGGAAUUGACUUAUAGUAUUGAGAAUGAAUUCAGUUUCAAUCAAGUUUACAUUAAAUGUUGCUUUUAAAAAAAUCUAAAUCAUUCUUUACACUGCGAAGAAUCCAGACCACAUGGGAUAACUUAUGAGAUGGUUGUGUGGUAAGCUAUGACUGUUUUGCUGAUCAUUUUGGGUGUCACUGUAAAUAAAGGUUUCUAUUUAAAAUUAAA